Molecule: messenger RNA, 4259 nt
Organism: Toxorhynchites rutilus septentrionalis
Lineage: Eukaryota; Metazoa; Arthropoda; Insecta; Diptera; Culicidae
Exons: 2
Coding region: 2033-4144 (703 amino acids)
Source: RefSeq, a predicted model, not a curated record
GCAGGACAAUUACACCUAACUUUUCAUGUUUUCACGUCAGUCACAGACCUUCAUUACACACCAUACUGUCUAUGUAUGGCGAUCCACGACAACGAGGCCAAUUCUGAUAGCUUGUAGGAGUGCAGCUACUCUAGCAUGGAAGAAAUAAACACGUUUUCGAAAUAAAAUCCUUUUAUGACAAUUAUUUCUUAUGUAUAAAAUCAAUAUUCUAAUUGACGUUUCUGGGAGUUUUCUGCAAGCAAUGAAGAAAUUUUGAACGACAAAUAAUUCUUAUAGUUUCUGUUCACGCACAUCAAUUGCCGCACGUGAAUUUAAUGUAAUGCUCCUUCCGAGCACCCGCGUUAAAAUAUUACUAAGCAAGCUAUGUUUUUUCUGUUGUAUAGUAUCCAUAGAAAUAGUAAAAUCAUUCGGAAAAAGACAGCCAACCGCGUCGGUCGCUUUAGAACAUUGUAGCAAAUAAAUUAGUUCGAGAAAAUUGCUUCGUUUUUGAGUGCGUGUACUGAAGAAGGAAGAAUCGAAAUAGGUGAACCCAGACCCUCUGACCAUCAAACCGAGACGGGUCCGAACAUUGGUGCCAUGACCAGGAUUUUUCUGUAGGUCAAAGGGUUAUCGGAUACGCAAUUUUUGGUCGUUUGUUCGUCGCUAUUCUACAAGCCAGCUAUAGGGUAAAGGACCCUGCUGCAUUUUUAAAAUUGGAGCAUAGAAUAUCAGCAUACAAGGCCUAUUGUACAGGCUCAAACGGUGAGUACCUGUCCAAUAAUUUAUGCUGAUUCUGUUGGAUCUACCGGAUCUUUCUUUCUAGGUACCUGCUGCGCACUUUUCUUUCUCGAAAUUUCCGAAUACGGCUUGAACUAUUUCAACGCAUGCUACUGCGAUUUGGUGCUUGAGUUUGGAAAACUAUCUCGCUUGAACGAAUUGCCCACGAUCACGGGAGGCCUUGUUCAUCGUUACGUCGUGAGCAUUGGUCUUUUUUCACGAGUUAUCCAAUCGGUGCCGACACACUUGCCUGGACAUCAUUGGUCAAACAACGCUUCCGGAUUAUUGUUCCUGUAUCCGAAUUAAACAAAAUACAAGGCCUAUUUUCAUAGGCUCGCAGGUGAGCCUCUUUCCAAUCCUUAUACUUUUCUCCAGUGGGUGCUUGUUUGUGUUCCUUGUUUCGCAGUUGUCGUUUCAUUUCGUCUGCUUUCCAUCAACAUCGUCAUCAUGGGGAAGAAAACGAAGGCAAACCUGCAACUCCGGGAGGCUGUCAUCGGAUUCGUAUACCGGACCGAAAAGUUUGUUAAGAACUACGACGCUGACACCGACGUCCACCAACUGCAAGAACGGAUAGCAAAACUGGAUGAGAAGUGGAGCGAAUUUGAAAGCGUCCAAGGUGACAUUGAGGAAUUGGAGGAGGAUGAAAAUACAUGGCGGCCCAUGAGCAGUUUCGAGCGGAUUUCGAGGAGCUGUUUUUUAAGGUAAAGGCAGGGUUGAGGUCCAAGCUACCAUUCUCUCCACCCUCUCCCACCACUACUUCUUCCAUUAGAGAUAGGAAUGUGGGUGCAUGUACUGGCAUUCGCUUGCCCAAGAUCAGCUUGCCAGAGUUCAGUGGGGAAUACGAUAAAUGGCUGCCAUUCUUUGAUACUUUCCGAUCAUUGAUUCAUGAAAACACGGAUUUAAAUCAGAUCCAAAAAUUUCUGGUAUUGGUAGUUCUACUUUUCGAGUUUCACAUUCCGUGUCGACGACGAUUUCAUCUCGAAUAAGCGAUUACUCAGUACCGAUGGAAUUCUUUGUAAUGAAGAAAGUGACUGAGGACCAACCAUCAGCGACUAUCCCCAUUGGAGACUGGAAUCUUCCAACCGACUUCGAGUUAGCUGAUCCAGGGUUCAACAAACGUGGUGCGAUUGACCUUCUUCUCGGAUUGGAAUAUUUCUACGAGUUCCUCCUGCUCAAUGAUGGCCGGGUUCAAAUCCAGCGCAUAGGCAACGGGCGUCCACUAUUCGUCAACACAGUAUUCGGGUGAGUUGCAGCAGGAAAGGUUAACUUAGGUCGAAUGAAUCCAGUUCCCGUUUGUCAUGUGGCAGUUGACAACUCAUUGGAGCAGAAGAUCGAGCGAUUCUGGACUAUUGAGGAGAUUCAGGACGUUCCGCGGCUAACACAAGAAGAAAUCGAUUGCGAAAAUCAUUAUAAAGUCACGUUUUCGCGUGACACCGAAGGACGAUAUGUGGUUCGGCUCCCAAAACGAUUGGGUUUCGAAAAGAUGAUCGGAGACUCAAGAGAAAUGGCGGUACGGCGAUUGAUUCAGCUGGAGAGGCGUUUUAAGCGGGAUGAAGAUUUGCAUAAGCGGUACAGUGACUCCAUACGAGACUACUUGAUCAACGGGCACAUGUUAUUGGUCGAAGAUGUGGAGGAACGGUCUGAGCAUCGGCUCGUGUGUUAUUUGCCACAUCAUCCGGUCAUCAAGGAGACCAGCACGACAACAAAGAUUCGACCAGUGUUCGAUGGAUCAGCCAAGACAACCAGUAAUUAUUCCCUUAACAAUGCACUGAUGACGGGACCGGUUAUUCAGGAUCAACUAAUUGAUCUGAUCUUACGUUUCCGCAAGCACAAGGUAGCGUUAGUCGCAGAUAUCGAAAAGAUGUACCUACAGGUGAAGGUGCAUUCGGACGACUGUCCACUCCAACGCAUUCUCUGGCGGUUCUCUCCAUCCGAUCCGAUAAAGACUUACGAGUUACAACGGGUAACAUUUGGUUUGGCGCCCUCUUCAUUCCUCGCUACUCGAUCACUCCAGCAGUUGGCGGAAGAUGAAGGAGAUGCGUUUCCACGAGCGAAAGCGGCGCUCGUCGACGAUUUCUAUAUAGACGAUUACAUCGGAGGCGCUGAUUCUGUGGAAGAAGCGGUGUUACUGAGACAGGAACUUGAGCAGUUGUUACCAAAAGGUGGUUUUCGAUUGCGCAAAUGGAAUUCCAGUACGGAAGGCGUGCUGGAAGGCGUAUCUGCAGAAGAUUUAGGAACGCAAACUACAUUGGUGCUCGACAAGGAAGAGCAAGUGAAGGCGCUAGGGGUCAUUUGGAAACCGGGGCCGGAUGUACUUGGUAUCGACGUCUCCACAUCUAGCAUAAUCGGUUGCUGGACUUGGCGACAGGUGUAUUCAGUCAUUGCACGACUUUUCGACCCACUCGGACUCAUUGGUCCAGUCAUAACAUGGGCCAAGGUUCGGAUGCAGCAGCUCUGGGUGGCUACCCAAGAUUGGGACGAGCCACUUUCACAGGAAUUAACGGAACGGUGGGCACAAUUCUACGAACAACUUCCUCUCCUCUCUAAUGUGAAGGUGAAUCGUUUCGCCUUCUGUUCGCAGCCAUACCUGGUGCAGUUUCACAUCUUCUCAGAUGCAUCGGAGGCGGCGUAUGGGGCGUGUAUUUAUGCUCGAACGAUUAGUCAAACGGGACUGAUCAAGGUGGAGUUAUUGUCAUCAAAAUCACGACCAGCACCGUUGAAAAGGGUCAGCAUCGCAAGGUUGGAGCUCUGUGGGGCGUUGGUCGCAGCGAAACUCUACCAAAAAGUACGACAUGCGCUAAAGAUGGACGACACUGAAGCUUGGUUUUGGUCUGAUUCGACGGUGGUCCUUUGCUGGUUGAGAUCACCAUCCUAUGUCUGGCCGACGUACGUUGAGAACCGUGUCUCACAAAUCCAGGAAUGGACGAAAGGUCAUCGAUGGAAUCACGUCAAGGGGAUGGAGAAUCCAGCCGAUCUCGUGUCACGAGGGGUCACACCGAAGGACUUUGUCGAUCUGCAAAACUGGUUCCACGGUCCUGCUUGGUUAUCGCUGCUGGACCAACACUGGAAUAAUUCCAAACGGUAUGAAGAUCCACCGGAAGACCAAUUAGAACGAAAACGGAUCAUUUUAACCGCUUUAACACAUAUGGAAACACAUUCACUAAUCGACCGUAUCUCAUCGUACUGGAAGUUGCUUCGAGUAACAGCUCUUUGUUUACGCUUCGCGCGGAAAUGUCAGCGUCGACACAACGAAAUUCCUGACAUCUCUCACAUCAGUGUCGCAGAACUGCAAGUCGCAAAACAAGUUUUGGUUCGUCAGGUGCAGCAGGAAGCGUUCGCUACAGAGCUUAAGGAGCUAUCCAAUCAUCGCGUCGUCCCAGUCCGUUAACCGCUGAAACUCCUCAACCCGUUUCUCGAUCAGCAAGGCGUACUCCGUGUUGGUGGCCGGCUUGAAGCCGCGAACGAAUCGUUUCCCGUAAGGCACCUCAUCAUCAUCCCUAGCA